Molecule: messenger RNA, 3246 nt
Organism: Penicillium expansum
Lineage: Eukaryota; Fungi; Ascomycota; Eurotiomycetes; Eurotiales; Aspergillaceae
Product: MmgE/PrpD
Exons: 8
Coding region: 1-3246 (1081 amino acids)
Molecular function (GO): lyase activity
Source: RefSeq, a predicted model, not a curated record
AUGGUACCCCGCAAGGUGUACAAUAUGUGUCAAGGGCAGACAGUAACCUCAGAGUUAGCUCUUGACUCGUCGCAAUGUCCACAGAAAGUCUUUCAUAAACUGUUCGAGAGUCAUCAUGCGUCGCAUACAUACGAUGGCGUGGAAGAAUCAGAUGUCGACAAAUCAUCGGAAUGGGAAUCGUUGAAUGAGCUGCAGAAAGCUCACGCUUGCGGGAACUUUGGGUCUACCGAAACGAGUGAUCUAUUUCUAAAGGUUUAUCAUGACGCGCUAUGUUCUUUAGAAAAAAACCCAAUGUCGGGAGUUGUAUCGCCCCAACUGCUGGGGAGUACAGGAGUGCUACCACUAACAAUUGUCGCCCCGUUACCUGAUCUCUGUCGUCAUUUAGCAAAUUGCAUUGUGCGCGCCGAACACGAGGUCUUUUUGGGGACUAAUUUCUGGAUCCACUCGGACGCAUCCACAUUAGUGACGAAUGCCAUUCGAGAACUUUCCAAACGAGCAGGAGAAAGGGGACAGAAAAUAGUUAUGAAGAUGAUCUAUGAUCGUGGAGAUCCUCGUCAGGCGUGGGAAAAUAGACUAAGUGUCCACGAGGACCAGUAUGUCGGCGGAAAGGUGAAACUACCUGCCGCGAGCGAGAUCCCUAAUGUCGAUCUCCAAGUCAUCAACUUUCACCGGCCUGUCUUUGGGACGUUCCAUGCAAAAUUCACUGUUAUUGAUCGGCGCAUGGCUCUCAUACAAAGCAGUAAUAUCCAAGACAACGACAACCUUGAGAUGCUAGCUCAUAUCGAGGGCCCGAUUGUUGAUUCUUUCUAUGAUACUGCGUUGCUAUCCUGGGGAAAGGCUCUCGACCCCCCGUUCCCACUCCUGAACUCUCCAGCGAGGGAUGCUCCGAUCCCAUGCCACGAAGAAAGGAAGGUUGAUCUUCCUACAGAGAAUGGAGAUAGAGCUCUUCCUGAGCAUACUACCGAUUCUCCACAUUAUGAUAGGGACUUUGAACAAGAGGCCCGGAGAGUCAACGAUUGUAUCCACCCACAAGGUGACGAAACACGCACGCAGGCCGUCAGCCGUCAUCUCAAUACAACCAUCCAGCCCGACACAACAGGCGAUGCACCAGACAGCGACCAGGAUAAUACAUUCAACCCUUAUAUGACCAUACCUCGCCACGAGCCUUUCGCAAUGGCAUUAGUAAACAGGGAACCAUUCGGAUCCCCAAACCACAGCAGCGUCCACACCCCGCAAAACGCAGCGUGGCUGUCCGCAAUUAACAACGCCCAGCAUUCAAUCCUCAUUCAAACGCCAAACAUGAACGCCGAGCCUUUAAUGGAACCCCUCCUCAACGCGGUUCGCCGCGGCGUCGUGGUAACCUGCUAUCUCUGUCUUGGCUACAACGACGCAGGCGAGCUCCUCCCGUUCCAAAAUGGAACCAACGAAAUGAUUGCGAACAGGCUGUACAAAGCCCUCGAAACUGACGACGAGAAAUCUCGUCUACGGAUAUGCUAUUAUGUCGGCAAGGACCAAACUCGUCCGAUUCAUAAUAGCUUCAAGAAGCGGAGCUGUCAUAUUAAGCUGAUGAUCGUUGAUGAGCAGAUUGCGAUUCAAGGCAAUGGAAACCUUGACACCCAAUCAUUCUUCCACAGCCAGGAAGUGAAUGUCCUUAUUGAUUCCGCGCUCAUUUGUUGUGCUUGGACGGAGUUGAUCAAUCGCAACCAAAACACUGCCAAAUAUGGCGCUGCAAGUACGAAGGAUGGGUGCUGGCAUGAUCCCGAGACUGACGAGAUUCCGGCGGGUUCAAUGGGGCCUAUACCGGUCGACAUAGUAACCUAUGUCUACCACCACACCCUCAACCAAGACGACGAAGCGAUCUGGAAAUGCGCGCGAACAGCCCUGCUAGACGCAAUGGGCUGCGCCAUCGAGACAGCAGCGACAAGCACCGAAUGCCGAAAACUGCUCGGUCCCGUGAUCGAGGGCACAGUCGUACCGGGUGGAUUCAAGGUCCCAGGAACGGAGUUCCAGGUCGAUCCCGUGAAGGGCGCUUUCGAUCUGGGUGUCCUGAUUCGGUACUUGGAUCAUAAUGAUGCGCUUGGUGGUGAGGAGUGGGGACAUCCUUCAGAUAAUCUCGGUGCUAUACUUCCAGUCAUGGAUUGGCUGUCUCGUGCAAGUUUGUCUGGUCGACGGGUCCACGGUGGUCCGCCGUUGACGAUGCAGACGCUGCUUGUCGCGCUAGUCAAAGCGUAUGAGAUACAGGGGUGUUAUCAAAUGCGAAAUGCGUUUAACGUCUAUGGAAUCGACCAUGUCGUGCUGGUUAAGUUGGCUUCUGCUGCUGUUGUUUGUUGGUUGCUAGGGAUGACGGAUGAACAAGCUAUGGCGACUAUUUCUCAUGUUUGGAUGGAUGGCCAUCCGAACCGGGUGUAUCGAUCCGGCACAAACACUAUCCCGAGGAAAGGGUGGGCAGCUGGAGAUGCGGCCAGAAGAGCUGUGCAGUUGGCUCUACUGGUGCAGGACGGCCAGCCUGGUUCGACAGGGGCAUUGAGCGCGAACCCAUGGGGGUUCUGGGAAAGGACCUUUGGCGAGGCGGGAUUUGUACUUCCACGACCAUUUGGGUCGUGGACGGUACAGAAUGUGCUGUUAAAAAGUAUGCCAGUAGAAGGACAUGCGAUCUCGGCUGUGGAAGCAGCAGUUUUGCAGGCGCGUCGAUUUCGACACAGAGGUCUGGCCGAUCCUCUAGAACAGAUCCAGCGAAUAGAUCUGCGAACGACUGCUGCUGCCUUUCUGAUCGUCAACAAACAUGGGCCGCUGCACAACGCUGCUGACCGUGACCACUGCAUUCAGUAUGUGGUCGCCCUGGCUUUCUUAAAGGGUAGUCCGCCAGAGGCUGUGGACUAUUUGGACGAAAGCCCAUGGGCGAGUAGUAAGGAACUUGAAGCCUUGCGAUCAAAGAUCGUGGUUCAGUCCGACCCUAAGCUCACAGAGGACUACUUGGAUCUAGACAAGAAGAGUAUCGGUGCAGGGAUGACGGUCCACUUGGCAGAUGGGUCCUCAUUGCCUCAAAUAUUGAUUGAAUAUCCCGUAGGACAUGCGCGAAAUCCCAAAACACCAGCUGCGGUACAGGAGAAGUUUUUCCAAAAUAUGGGGCUUAUAUUCUCUGCGACAGAGAUCAGUCGGAUAUUGGGUGCUGUUCAAAACCCAGAUACUUUGAUCUCGGAUUUCAUGGAUCUGUUUAUCCAGCUACCAGCCAAGGCAAGGUUGUAG